Molecule: messenger RNA, 1095 nt
Organism: Histoplasma mississippiense
Lineage: Eukaryota; Fungi; Ascomycota; Eurotiomycetes; Onygenales; Ajellomycetaceae
Exons: 4
Coding region: 1-1095 (364 amino acids)
Cellular component (GO): nucleus
Molecular function (GO): DNA binding
Source: RefSeq, a predicted model, not a curated record
AUGGCCCACCUGUUAAACCCUAGGGUUGGCUUGGAAGGACUCAGUGGUCGAUCUUCACGGGUGAAUUUACGCGCAAAUUCACAUAAAUUAACUCCUGCUGAAGAGGAUAAGCUUGUUCAAUGGAUCCUAGACCUAGCUUUACGAGGACUACCACCCCGGCCUGCAUUUGUGGAGAAUAUGGCUAAUCAUCUUCUUGCCAUACGGAAGCCUAGCCAUACAAACCACCCUCCUCGCGUUGGCAAGAACUGGGUGUCAAAUCUAGUGGCACGCCGUCCAGAGCUCCAAUGCCGCUUCUCAAGACGCUAUAACCAUGAUCGGGCCAAGUGUGAAGACCGCAGGAUUGUGGAGGAUUGGUUUAAGACCCUAGAGAGGGUAAUGACUGAGCAUGGGAUUGUGUUUGAAGAUAUUUACAACUUUGAUGAAGCUGGGUUUGCAAUGGGGCUCUGUGCAACUACCAAGGUCAUUACUAGUGCUGAGCACUACGGACGAGCAACUCUUAUACAGCCUGUGAAUCGUGAGUGGGUGACUGCAAUUGAGUCAGUCAACGCGUCAGGAUGGGCCCCUCCGCCGUAUAUUAUCCUCAAAGGUCACAAUAUUCAGGAAGGCUGGUUUGACGGGCUGCCGGAAGGCUGGAGAUUGGACGUUAGUCCUAAUGGCUGGACCACAGAUGAGAUAGGAAUCAAAUGGCUUACACGGCUGUUUAUUCCAGCUGCAAAUCCACGCAGGGUUGGAACCCAUAUUCUUCUUAUUCUGGACGGGCACGGCAGUCAUCUUACUCCGGAAUUUGACCAAAUCUGCAGUGAGAAUAAGAUUAUUCCUCUCUGCAUGCCACCACAUUCUUCACACCUUUUGCAGCCACUAGAUGUGGGUGUUUUUGCACCUUUAAAGCGCGCGUACGGAACCCUAGUUGAACAGCGAAUGCGGCUAGGAUUCAACACCAUUAAGAAGACAGAUUUCCUAGAUGCCUAUCCUGCAGCACGUCGGGAAGCCUUCAAGGCUUCAAACAUUCAAACUGAAUAUUCAACUCCGAACCCCUACUCCCCCAGCCAGCAGGUCAAGCAAUUCAACGUCAUCCUGGAUCCUACAAACACCUAG